AUGAAAUAUCUUACAACAGUAAGACUGAUUAGAGCAGUUUAAUGUCUUCCGUGGCAAUUCGAUUGUCAUCUCGGGAUUCCGCGAUGCAUUUCGCAUUUCAAGGUUAACGAUGGUGCAAUCGAUUGCAUUUCUGGAUUCGAUGAAGGUUGUCCUCCGCAUAAUUUCGUUUGCGGUGAUAAGAGUGCAUGCAUCGAUUUUUCCAAAUAUCAAGAUGGUAUAGCGCAUUGCAAGGAUAAAUCGGAUGAACCAUGUCAAGCUGGUGAUUUUUUAUGCAACGAUCGUUCGCAAUGUGUUGAAGGAAAUCGUUUUCAAGAUGGUAUCGCCGAUUGCAAGGAUGGCUCAGAUGAAGAAUGUACAGUUACCCAAUUUGAAUGUAGUUGUGGUGAAAUUCGAUGUGUUGAUGGUGAAAGGCUAAAAGAUGGUAAAAAGGAUUGCGAGGAUGGUUCUGAUGAAAUCGGUCCAUCUAUGAAAAAAUUUUGUCAAGAUGGAAGCCCAGUAAGACAAAGUCGAGCCAAGAAUCGUACCGUACCAUAUCCAACUUAUAGCGCAAUUGCCCAAUGCCCUGAUCCAUCGGUUUGUAAUGAUCAGCUGGGAGAAAUAUGCAUUGUGGUUGGUGGAUCAACACAUUGUGUUUGUAAGAAAGGAACGAUUAGACCGCAAGGUUCACCACGAUGUGUACUGGAACCUCUGCUUCAACAAUACCUCAAUAAUAUCAUUGGUAAUUGUACCGAGAUUCAGAAAGAUCUAAUUGAAGUUUAUGGUGAAAAAGUAAGCUUAUCACGUGAUCCACCACGUUUUACCUAUGCUCGUAAAGAAACGGAAUGUGAUCCAAAUUCAAAAACUCCUUGCAAAGGUUAUGGUGAAGAAUGUUUGCCAGAUUCAUCUGGUCGUCAUCGUUGUACAUGUGGAAAUAAUGGUACUCGUAUGGAUGGCAUUUGUUUGGUAAAUGAAUGCAUUAGCUCAGAGUUAAAUGAUUGUGAUCCAAAUGCAUCGUGCAUGGAUAGCGUAUUAUCAUAUGAAUGUUUUUGCAAUGAAGGCUUUAUUGAUACUUCAAUUUCACCAAAAACACGACCCGGCAUUAAAUGCGCAAAAUUGGUGGAUGAAUGUGUAUCGCAAACAACGAAUCAGUGUGAUACAAAUGCAGAAUGUAUUGAUAAGCCAAUCGGUUAUACAUGUCGUUGUCGUAGCGGUUAUGUGGAUAUUUCGGAAGGUGGCGCAAGAAAUCCAGGGCGAAAAUGUCAUAAAUUAAUGGACGAAUGUCAAAUAGGUUCAGCUGAUUGUGAUCCAAAGGCAAAUUGCAUUGAUAUGACACAUGGUUAUACAUGCAAAUGUCCACAUGGUUUUGCAGACAAAUCACCGGAUCCGAUUAAUAAGCCUGGUCGAAUUUGUUCUAAAUUGAUUAAUUCAUGUGAUUCACCGAACUUUACGGGAUGUCAAUCGAAAGAAUCGAAAUGUAUUGGUACUAAGGAUGGUUUCGUAUGUCGUUGUAUCGAUGGUUAUAUCGAUUUGAAUCCUUCAAAUCCCGGGACAAAUUGCUCCAAAGCAGUGCUCAACAUAGGGCAAUCUAUCGGUAUCUUUGAUCGAGAUAGACGGGGGAAAGAAUAG
Molecule: messenger RNA, 1605 nt
Organism: Cercopithifilaria johnstoni
Lineage: Eukaryota; Metazoa; Nematoda; Chromadorea; Rhabditida; Onchocercidae
Source: the annotation of a GenBank genome assembly